GGCGCUCUCAAGUACUUUCCCUAAUAGGCCUAAGGGCUCUAUAAAGGUACGUAGUCUACGUACGUAGUACAGUCACUUACAGGUACCUACGUAGCUAGAUAGCUAGCUAUAAUAUAGAUGUCAGGUUGCUGGUCAGCCUGAAAUGGCAGCUGGUCUGUACAGUAGAUAAUUUAGUUUAGAUCUAGCUGUAGCUAUCCUUGCACGUCUACUCUAAAAUACUCUGAUAGAUCUACAAUGUCUUCUAAAAUGUAUCUUGAAGAUCUCUUUGGAGUUGGAGAUACUGAAAAGUACCAGCACUAUAUUUGUCCAGGUUGUAAUGACAUUUUGAAGGAUGCUGUGCAGACCAACUGUGGGCAUUUUCUCUGCGAAGACUGUGCUGGACUGUUAUUCUACACACACAAAGAGGCAACACGGUGUCCACAGAAUGGCUGCAGGCAAAUAUUGCUCGGAAGUGAUGGAACUAAGUAUUUUCCUGACAAACAUUUGCGUAGAGAGAUAGACGAACUGCAAGUGACAUGCUGUAUACAUGGAUGUGAUUGGAAUGGGUGCUACAAAGAUUACACAUCUCAUCAUCCAAAGCAUCCACCUGCAGUUUGGGAGUCGGUGUCCAAAAGGAGAGCCUCACAUGUUCUGAUCCCCAUACAAGAUAAGCAGCGAGCACUUAACGAAACUCCACAAUCCCUCAGACAAACAGCACAACAACUGAAGCAAAGUUCUGAUGAUCUCAUUCAGAAGGCAGAAAACAUCGAAAAGCUCUCAGGCAAAGCUGAAUAUGUCGAGCGUUGGAGCGCUGACUCACUUCGAAAACUUCAGAAAGAAACUGGAGCAGAAGCUACUUCAAAUCAGAGCUUGAAACGUGCUGGUGAGCUGUUGAUGUUCCGAGAAGACAGAUCAGGCACAUUGGAUGCUCCAACAGCAAGCAAUCAGAUACAUUUUGAGACCACUCCUGAAAUGGAGCUAACACUACCACGUUCAGUUAAAGAGGCCUCGAAGCAAGAAAAACGUCAACUUGUACCAGGGUCAUCGGGAAAGCCUACCACUCUACUUAUUCGUGGUGCUUCUAAUCCAAUCACUCAAACUUCUCCUAUCAAUCUUCCUUCUCUACCAUCAUCAGUAGUGGAGCAAGGAUGUAUCCACUCGGCUAAAGCAAGCAACUGUACAAGCGAUGGUGCCAGGGCCUCAAGUCCAAGGAAGGAAUCUUCGAGAAUUCGACGCCGAAACGUACCUUCUGCUCUUCAACAGGUCAAUCCCGAACAGGUUACUCUUCCAACUCUUUCACCACCAUCACAUCUACCUCCCAUUCCGAUGCCUAGCAGUCGUAAUCAACCACUCUCCCCUAGGGCUUAUCCGCUACGCCCCCCAUUUCCUGUCACACCACAACCUGAAAUUCUAAGUGCGAAGAGAACACCGGUGCCAAAAUUCUCGAAUAAAAAGGCCAGCACUAUGCCACAAGAGUCAAGUCAAUGCCUCCAUUGUAAAGUAUACAUGAAGAAAAUAAAGGUUUUGACUUUUGCUGUGGAGGGAUUUAUUAAAGAAUGCCCUACUCACAGUUGCAGCAAGAAAAGCGAAACACCCUACCGGAAGCGAUUUAUGUCAGUUUAAAUUAAAAGUGUACCCUUUAUUAUUAUAGUCUCACUCUUAUAAUAAAAACCCAUUAUUUUGUCCCUGCAUGUUUACUCAAAAAAGACAUUUUUGUAUACAUUAAUUUUUUGCAGUAGUAGUCUAUAAUCUUUUUGUGGAUCACUAUGUUCCAUGAAUGUGUUGUCAUGGUUUUCCUCAAAGUGUGA
Molecule: messenger RNA, 1787 nt
Organism: Halichondria panicea
Lineage: Eukaryota; Metazoa; Porifera; Demospongiae; Suberitida; Halichondriidae
Exons: 7
Coding region: 235-1602 (455 amino acids)
Source: RefSeq, a predicted model, not a curated record